This is a messenger RNA of Punctularia strigosozonata HHB-11173 SS5, 1697 nucleotides long. RefSeq lists its product as uncharacterized. The transcript is spliced from 10 exons. The coding region runs from base 71 to 1300 and encodes 409 amino acids. Lineage: Eukaryota; Fungi; Basidiomycota; Agaricomycetes; Corticiales; Punctulariaceae. The record is from RefSeq and is a predicted model, not a curated record.
CGACGACUCCCAGCGCGCUCGCCCUGACGCUGACGACGGGGUCCGCCCCCCCUCCCCGCUGCCUGCCUUGAUGUUCCCGGUGGCAGUCCUCCAUGCUCAGACCGAUGUCUUCAUAACGCGGUACAUAUACACCGUGUCCUUCGCGGUGCUGUACUACGACUACGCCCUCACGCUCGGGACCGAGAUCGCGCGGUACUGGGGACGGAGGCUGACAUGGCCCUCCGCGUUCUUCUUAGUGAACCGAUACCUGUCGUUGCUGGGGUUCGUGCCUAUCGUGUUCGAGUCGUACUGGGCUCCGUCUGAUCAGGACAAGUGCCAUGUCUGGCACAUUUAUCACCAGAUAUUCGCGGUCGUACUCCAGAUCAUCGUCGGCGUACUCCAAAUAAUGCGCACGUACGCGCUGUAUGGUCGGAGUCGCGCUGUCCUUAUAUUCUUGGUGACAUGGGCUGUGAUAGUGGUCAUCAUCGCCUUGUGGGCAAUUCUCGGCGAUCACAGCCCAACGAUUACGCUGACCGCGCCGGGUCUCAGCCUAGGAUGCAUGUACAUACUCACCCGAAACCAAGCUAUUCAUCUUACGAUCGCGUGGUCUGGCCAGCUCGCGUUCGACUGCAUCAUCUUCGCGCUCACCGCCGCGCGCUCGAUCCAGCACACCAAGCUGAAGGUCUUCCUUCCCGGCACGCGCCCGCGCGACUCGGACGCGCUCUUCACCGUGCUCAUCCGCGACGGCGCCGUCUACUUCGCCGUGCUCACGCUCUCCUCGCUCGCGAACAUCCUCUCCUUCGUCCUCCUCUCCCCCGCGCUUCGCGGCGUGCUCACGAUCCCGACCAACGUCCUCGCCGCCUCCCUUAUCUCGCGCCUCAUGAUCAACGUCCGCGACCCGCGCAUCGUCCGCUUCGCCACGCCCUCCCAGACGCGGCCCACGCUCCUCGGCGGGCACGGGCCACGACCCACGAACGAGCCCUACGUCAGCACCGUGCUCGAGAUCAGCCCGCCGUCGGCGUUGGGCGACCCGGACUACGGCUACGCCGAGUACGGGUACGGAUACGCGAACCCGUCCCAGGCGGAGCAGGAAGAGGUCGACGCGGACGGCUGGACGGACGAUAUCGAGUGGGCGACGUCGUCGAUGGCCACCUCUGGCCGCGGCUCGGGCACGAGCGUCAGCGCCGGCUCGCGGUGGACGUUCGGGCGCGGCGGGAGCAGCCGGUCCCACGCGAAAGGCGGGGACGCGAUGGAGAUGCAGAGUCGUCGUCCGCCGGCGGGGCCCGAUGCGUCAGCACAUGCGGGUAAGACGGAUACGUGAAGAAAAGAAAAGAAGAAAAAAAAGGAAACGGUUUCGCGAUCCGCGGAGGUUGCGGAGCGCGAAUCGCCUCUCCGCGACGCGCUUGAUUGCCAUCGUCGCUUCGCGUCGCCAUUCACGGCGCUCCUGUGGAAGCGUAGAGCGGCCGUACGCGUAAGGCGAGGCUGCUGGGAUCGGAAGAUGGGGAGGCCCUGCCACUUCGCUUUUGGAAGACGGUUUCGUGUCACGGCGUCGUUGUACCCCUUUCGGGCCGCCUUGGCACGACGAACUGCGACUAGUAUAAUGUACUGUAUAUGUACCAUCAUCUAGUAUGUAACGGAGCCCCGAACUCCGCGACCUGAUCGCAAUAGUAUUCGCGCGUCCACCGAUGUAUAUAUGUCAUCGAGUUCAUUAGUACCCG